GCGAGGGGCCGGGCCGGCCGGGCGGGGAGUGCGGGUAGGUUCUGUGCGCGCUGUAGGACGAGGCUCCCGCCGCCCGUUGACCCGCGCUCCGCCCCGUAGCCGGGCCGGUGAGUGCCCGCGAGCCCCUCCGUGUGCCUUGGGGGCCGGGGAGAGGGACCGCUGAGAGGGAGGGGUAACCGGAAGUGGGGGACCCGAGGAGAGAGAGAGAGACCCCAGGAAAUGGGGACGCCUGGGGAAGGGGUGACAACCGGAAAUGAGGGGGCUCGAAGGUUGUCGACGGGACGUGGGGUCUCUGGGGCUCCAGGAGCGAUGGCUUCCUGACCUCUCCUUGGUGGGAUGGGGUGGGGAAGAAGGUGAUGCUCACAAAAUGAUGGGUUCCAGGGAUCCUGGUAGCUAAUGUCAGAAGAAAGUGACUCUCUGAGAACCAGCCCUUCUGCGGCCUCACUUUCAGAAAAUGAGCUGCCAGCACGGCCCGAGCCUCCUGGCUACGUGUGCUCGCUGUCAGAAGAACUGGUCAUGAAAGCCAGGGAGGAGCUGCAGGAGAAGCCGGAAUGGAGACUUCGAGACGUCCAGGCCCUCCGUGACAUGGUGCGGAAGGAGUGCCCAAACCUGAGCACCUCUCUCGACGACGCCUUCCUGCUGCGCUUCCUCCGAGCCCGCAAGUUUGAUUACGACCGGGCCCUGCAGCUCCUGAUCAACUACCACAGCUGCCGGAGGAGCUGGCCCGAAGUCUUCGAUAACCUGAAGCCGUCAGCCUUAAAAGAUGUCCUUGCUUCCGGAUUCCUCACUGUGCUGCCCCACACCGACCCCCGGGGCUGCCACAUCCUUUGCCUCCGCCCAGACAGAUGGAUACCGAGCAACUAUCCAAUUACUGAAAACAUCCGAGCCAUAUACUUGACGUUAGAGAAACUCAUUCAGUCUGAAGAAACCCAGGUGAAUGGAAUUGUAAUUCUUGCAGACUACAAAGGAGUGAGCUUAUCAAAAGCAUCUCAUUUUGGCCCUUUUAUAGCCAAAAAGGUGAUUGGCAUCCUGCAGGAUGGUUUCCCCAUUCGGAUAAAAGCAGUCCAUGUAGUGAAUGAACCUCGAAUAUUUAAAGGCAUUUUUGCCAUCAUAAAACCAUUUCUGAAGGAGAAAAUAGCAAACAGGUUUUUCCUCCAUGGGUCUGACCUGAACUCUCUCCACACAAACCUUCCAAGAAGCAUUCUCCCCAAGGAGUACGGGGGCACGGCUGGAGAGCUGGACAUCGCUGCCUGGAACACGGUGCUGCUGGCCUCGGAGGAGGACUUUGUGAGAGAGUUCUGCCAACCCGAUCCCGCCUGCGACGACAUCCUGGGCGGGGCCCUGCUGCCCGAGGGGCUGACCUCAGAUGCGCAGUGUGAUGACUCCAUGCGGGCUGUGAAAUCACAGCUGUACUCCUGCUAUUAGCCAGGCCCCUGGGAGUCUCACCAUCUUUAGAUCCUUUUUUCUCUGGAGAGGCACAAGGAGAAUUUGAAGUGCCAUGGAUUCAGUCUUGCUCCUUGUAAUUAAACUGCAGCAUGGAGGAAAAGCCUGUAGAGCUUUGAGGGUGAGCCAUGGGGUAAGCCCUUGGUUACUUGAAUUACUCUGUGUAAGACAUGGAAAAUGUUCCCUAGUGAUUCCCAAACGUUUGGAAUCCCAGUUCGCAACCAUUAAUCUGGAAGCCGUCUCUGGUUCUUACACAUCUCAAAGCAAGAAAAAUCAGGACCAAAGUCACUUUGAUCCUACAUCCCAGGAGAAAACAACCUGGUUGGCCAGGCAGCAUACUCCCAUGAAAGAGUUUGGCCGAGCCUGUAAGGUGGCCACAUGUGAGACUUGGGUAGUUUGUUGCCUUUCACAUGAACCCUAACUGCAGACCUCUGUUGCUCAUCAGGAAGCUUCAAGUUUGAGUUCCAGGUCCCAGUUGCCAUCAUCACUGGGUUUGAAAAGCACUUUAACUGAAUCAUACAAGCAUUGAGACAUAAGCAGCACUUUCAGAUCAAAUUCGGGAGCCAGAGACUUCAAGCACCUCUGGGAUUCAUUGGUUGAAUCUUGCAAUAGAAACAAGCUUUCCCAAACCCAUAAGCCUUAGCCCUGGUUCUCAAUAGAAUCAGACGGGGCCCUAGAAGUAUGUAAUUUUACUCACCCUAAAAUACUGGAAGCCAGGCCUGUGUAGCUAAAAGAAUUCUGGCCUAAGAAUUAAGAGACCUGGGCUCCAGCCUCAGAUGUGUGACUGUGGACAAGGCAUGGGCCUCUGCGGGCCUCAGCUUUCUCAUCUGUAAAA
Ceratotherium simum simum (southern white rhinoceros) is the source of this 2278-nucleotide messenger RNA. Lineage: Eukaryota; Metazoa; Chordata; Mammalia; Perissodactyla; Rhinocerotidae. The record is from RefSeq and is a predicted model, not a curated record.